AUAAAACCAAAAUGGAUAGGCUAAUCAUCUUAUAUUCUCUAACACUAAUCAUACUUCUCUUCAUCAUCACGUUUCUGCCAUCAACAAAUGCAGCUACUUAUAAUGUUGCAGCAUUUGGAGCAAAACCAGAUGGAACGGAUUCCACAAAACCUUUUCUACAAGCAUGGACUCUAGCAUGUAGUUCGGAAAAACCGGCAACCAUGUGGAUACCCCGAGGAACUUAUUUACUCAAGAAAAUAGCUUUUAGUGGUCCGUGUAGAAGUAAAAGAGUUACAGUUCAAGUUGAUGGGAAGAUUCAGGCGCCUACAGAUUUUUGGUUUGUUGGGAAUUCUGGGAGUUGGAUUUUGUUCCAGGGUAUCGACGGUUUAACCAUCAACGGUGGGAUACUAGAUGCACGAGGAUCUCAUUUGUGGAAUUGUAGGAGAUAUGGUGCAAACUGCCCCCAAGGUGCUACGUCGUUGUCACUAAGCAGUGUUAAAAAUGGGAUAGUCAAUGGUCUGAUAUCAGUUGAUAGCCAACGUGGUCAUAUGUCUAUCAAUGGUUGCAAUAAUUUGAGGGUUAGACGUGUGACUCUUAUUGCACCUGAUCAAAGCCCUAACACAGACGGCAUAGAUAUACAAGCAUCAACUGCUGUUACAAUUGUCGAUUCAAGCAUCAGAACAGGAGAUGAUUGUAUUGCGAUUGGUCCUGGGACUAAAAAUCUAAUGGUACAGCGCGUCGGAUGUGGACCUGGACAUGGCAUUAGUAUUGGAAGUUUGGCCAGGAGUCCGAAUGAAGCAGGCGUGGAAGGGAUCACAGUAAAGGACGUAACCUUCACUGGAUCUGAUAAUGGAUUGCGGAUUAAAACAUGGCCAAAACCAAGCAGCAGUUUUGUAAAGAACGUUCUUUAUCAAAAUAUCAUUAUGAAUAAUGUUCGAAAUCCUAUCAUUAUUGAUCAAAUAUAUUGCCCGGGAACCAACGGCUGCUCUAAUCAGAAUUCUGGAGUCAAGAUUAGUGGAGUGACAUACCAAAAUGUACAUGGAACAUCUGCGACACCAAUUGCUGUCAGAUUUCAUUGCAGUGCCACUACUCCGUGCAGUGGAAUCAAAUUAUCCAAUGUUAAACUCACUUAUUCAAAGCAACCUGCAAAGUCCUUUUGUUCUAGUGCUACCGGAACAUCACAAGGACAAGUCGCUCCACAAAGCUGUUUCUACUAAAAGUUCUCAUUGGGUCUUACUAGAACUUUUACUCUACCUUUUUUUCAACCGAUUUUAAUUUCUACUUUACAAGUUGUAUUGUAUUGUAUAUGAUGAGCU
Papaver somniferum (opium poppy) is the source of this 1295-nucleotide messenger RNA. RefSeq names its product polygalacturonase-like. Lineage: Eukaryota; Viridiplantae; Streptophyta; Magnoliopsida; Ranunculales; Papaveraceae. Bases 12 to 1196 code for a protein of 394 amino acids. Gene Ontology annotation, molecular function: polygalacturonase activity. The record is from RefSeq and is a predicted model, not a curated record. Gene Ontology annotation, biological process: carbohydrate metabolic process. The transcript has 4 exons.